AUGCUCGGCCAACCCGCACGUGGCAGAACUGCCGGUAUGGCACCCUUGCAACGUCGCAUGGUUGAGAACUACAGAGUGCCAAAGGCUCCACAAGCGCCUAGUGGACGCUCCCUAGAUCACCGCAGCGGCGGCGCACGCCCUGUUGGCUGCCCGGCUAAAUGUGAAUUCGUAGAUGUCCGGCAAGAGGUGAAGGCGCCGGCACAGGCGCCUCUCCCGCCCAGCCAUGGGCCCCAGUACCCGCUCCUCGCCGUUCCACGCAGAAAACCAAAUCCACUGACUCUGAUGCUGCUUCGGCUUCGUCGCCGUCUGGAACUCCAGAACCGCAAGGCUCGUCUGGUGGGACUCCUGCCGCAUCUUCAGGUGAAGGCGCCGGCACAGGCGCCUCUCCCGCCCAGCCAUGGGCCCCAGUACCCGCUCCUCGCCGUUCCACGCAGAAAACCAAAUCCACUGACUCUGAUGCUGCUUCGGCUUCGUCGCCGUCUGGAACUCCAGAACCGCAAGGCUCGUCUGGUGGGACUCCUGCCGCAUCUUCAGGUGAAGGCGCCGGCACAGGCGCCUCUCCCGCCCAGCCAUGUGAGUCCCCUUGAAGCACAUUUCGCGGAAUUCUGCGUGACGUUCUCUGACGUCGUGUUGCUCACGAACUCUGUCGCUGUCGGCAAUGCGGGAGUGGGGCUGGAGCGGGAAAACGUUAUUUCAGUGUUCGAAGACGCGGAGGCACUUGAGAGUUCUGUGUUGCUUCCCUGCUCCGCAGCAAAGGGCCUUUAUCCGUCUUUGGAACCAUUUCGUGGUCCUUCGGACGCCAAUGCAAAGGGCUUCUAUCCUUCUUUGGAGCAUUUAAAGAGCCUUCAAGGCGACGGAGGGGCCGCAGCCUCUGGAGAAAGGUUGUUUUCUAUUUCCGCUCCUUUCGGAGCCAUUGAUCGACGAGAAACGCGCACUCUCAAAGAGGGAUACACUUUAUUUCUCCAGCAGCUCAGGCAAAAUUUACCGAAGCUUGCAGAGACGACGUACCAAAUCCUUGGAUGGCUUGAUGACUACUUUCCGCAGACCGAAUCAGAGGUUCAGAUCUUCACCGAUGCCCUUAACACUGCCGAGUCUCUCGCAGGCGAUGCGGCUCGGUGGGUGUUUGACGCAAUCCCGGAAGCAGACAGGGCAUCGUUGUACUCCGCAUUCUAUCAGACGUUCCGCGACAAGCUGCCCUCGAGUUUUUUUGAAGCGGCACAGAAAAUCAAUCCAGCUUUAAAAAAGUACUUCAGCGCCGAGACCCCUGUAUCAGGUGAUUCAGAACAUCCCUCCAGCGCCGAGACCCCUAUUCCACAUGAUUCAGAACAUGCCUCCAGCACCGAGACUCCUACUUCAGCGGAUUCAGAAAAGGCUUCGCAAUCGCCAGAAGCUAUAACCGCUCACGAACCGAAAAGUCUUGCCACAGAUGAAGAUGGCCGAGGCAUCCAGGCUAUCCAGCCGCUUCCUGCUGGCAGAGUUACACCACGCGAGCAUAUCCCGUGGACGAAGAUAAAGAAUUCCAUAUCGAAAGCUCAUGGUCCUGUGUCACAGAUACCUCAGUGGGUCGCUGCUGCUGGCACCUGUCCUCUUGGCGAAGGCUACAGGGAAAUCGAUGUAGCGAAGACCACAACAGAUGUACUUUUCCGACUGACUCUGCUCAUUGUACAGCAAAUCAAGAGGAAGAACUCCAAGAAAGCGAAGUUGAAUGAUGACCAGGCCCUAGUUGCUCUCUGUACAUCAGCUGGAGCCUUCAUCGCUGCAUGGCAACAACAUCAGCAGGCAUUCGCGCAGGAGGAUCAGAACGCACCGAAGGCAUAUGCUCUCUUGAUUGAACGUCUCAGGCAUGUGGAUAAAUACUUUUUGAAGACAUACGACGAAACAACAGGCCAAAGCAACCACGGGGCGUGGAAGAAGAACAAAGCAGAAAUCGCUGCGGUUGGCAGAAGCGCACUGAUGAAGACCUGCGUGAAAUACAUGAAAGAAGCUGGUGAUGUUGCUACAAGGUCAUUCAAGGCGGGAACGGUGACGUACCCUUCUCGGUCACUUUACGGAGGAAUCACCAACACACUCGGCGCGAGAUUUACCGAUUCUGAGGUGGUAGCACAAGCCGUGCACCGGUACGCUAAACAGUACAAAUCGCCCGACAAGGUCGUUGGUCUCUGCGGAGCUCUCCAGACAUCAGGAUACUUCAAGAAGUGCUUCUCUGAAGCCUACCACCUGUACGCCGCCACCGCUUUUCACCUUCAUGUCGACGGCAGCAGCGUCCUCAGUCGCACGCUCGCGCGUGACCGGCCCAUUGGCAAACAUGCUUUGGCUCAAGCCGCGUGCGACCCCGCCGUCUCUGGGCAAUACUUCGAGAAUGCAUUUCGCCUGUUGUCUGCCGCCAUAACGCAAGAGUGGGAGAGGGAGAAACUGUUCGAGCGUCUGUCGUCGUGGACUACGACGUCAGUGAUCCUUGCGCCGGCCCUUGAGGCUUCAGUCCCCGUGCCUGCGGCGGAACCUGAGGCGGCGUGGGAUCCAGCGUAUGAAGACGGCAUCUACCGCAUCUACCAACAAAACAGCAACGGCCAGCAGCAAUCGGCGGGCACGGUGUUCUACGUGGGAGGUCUCCCGCACCACGUAAAACCUACCGGCGUCCUCGUGCAAGGGGCUACUGUGCCUGAUUCCUCGCGAGCGACUGCCGUUCACAACGUUGAAAGCGACGGCGACUUGUCGACCGCGUCAGACUCGCGGACGCAAUCGAGGGCCUUUAUAAACGCAAACGCUCCUGACGCGGAGACGCCACGGGCUACGGACAGAAAAUCCCGCCCUGGGUUCUCAGCGGGGAAGAACGAAAAACAAGUUUCGGAAGAGGCGGCGGAAGAAAAACGUGGCUCGCAAGCUCGACAGGCAGCAGAGGAAGCUGAGGAGCUCUGA
Besnoitia besnoiti is the source of this 2916-nucleotide messenger RNA. Its product is annotated as rhoptry neck protein RON4. The transcript has 18 exons. NCBI's taxonomy places the organism in Eukaryota, Apicomplexa, Conoidasida, Eucoccidiorida, Sarcocystidae. The record is from RefSeq and is a predicted model, not a curated record. The coding region runs from base 1 to 2916 and encodes 971 amino acids.